CUUCUUUUCUUCCCUGUGAAACCCACAGCUCCUGCUCUGUUUAACACUGUUUCACUCUGAAGUUUGUGCCUGAUGGUCCACGGUAGUGCAGAUAAAAUGCACGUAAUAACCAAAACCUGUGUCCUAUUUUUGUGGAUGCAUCUACUGACCUUUGUGCAAAGCCAAGAUUGUACACUUCAGCAGUUUGUAAAUGGCCCCCACUAUGAUUCAAAUUUUGACAUAACUGGUCUGGACGAUAGCUACGCUGGUGGAAGGCAGGUGAGAGUGAGCUGCAGCGUUGGCUACACUGGCUUUUUCAAGCUGAUCUGUGUGGAGGGACGAUGGCAGACUAGAGGCAAUAAAUGUCAACCAAAGUCAUGUGGUCAUCCCGGCGAUGCCCAGUUUGCUGAUUUCCAUCUUGAGGACGGAAUUGAUUUUGUUUUUGGGUCAAAAGUUGUAUACACUUGCCACAAAGGCUAUCAGAUGGUCAGUAGGACGAAAUUCCGGCGUUGCACGGCAGAAGGCUGGGAUGGUGUUGUUCCAGUCUGUGAAGCCCAGCAGUGUCCAGCGAUUCAUGUGGACAGUAAUGUCCAGGUGAUUGGGGAUCCAGAAGACGCAAACUAUGGCAAUGUAGUUCGAUUUAGAUGCAAACUAGGCUCUGAAGUCCUUGAAGGGUCGACAGAGAUGUAUUGUGAUGAAAACGGACAGUGGAGUGGGACGGAACCAAAAUGCACAGAAAUAAAAUGUACAGCCCCCCUUAUUGCAAAUGGUGUGGUGCUUGGAGGUGUCCAAGAGUACAAAGAAAAUCAAGUCCUGAAUUAUCAGUGUGAUCCUCAAUACAAGCGUGCUGAAGAAAGACAAUCAAAAUGCAUGAAAGUGGUAACAAAAGCAGAGUGGAGUCCCACACCUGCAUGUGAAAGAGUAAAAUGUGAAGUGAAACUGCCAGCACUUGAAGGAACACGAUAUGAACCUGCUUCCCCAAAUGUGUUUUUACCUGGUGACACACUCAGAGUUCUCUGUGGAGAGAAACACUGGAUUGUGGACCAUCAGACCACCUCAGCAGAGACGACUUGUCAAAGUGAUGGAAAGUGGAGCAUCAGGCCACUCUGCCACGAGGUCAUAUGCAGCAAUCCACGAGACCAAAAUCUGUACAGCUGGGGUGUCAGUCGGUAUGAUCAGAAAAAACUGGGUGACUCUGCAUAUUACAGGUGUGAAUAUGGUUAUAAGAGUACAAGUAGAAACGAUCAGGCCACUUGCACCAGAGAUGGAUGGACACCAAAACCACUGUGUCGAGGAACAUACUGUACCAAACUCAACAUUGAAAACACAGACGUUUCCCACUACCGCAGGGACCAUUACUAUCACAAUGACCGAGUCCAGUACACUUGCAGGAACGGCAAUAAAAACACUUUUACUAUUACCUGUAUUGAAGGUGGUUGGACAGGAAUAAAGAGCUGUUCAGAGUGUCAAAAAGCUGACGUGCCAUAUGGAUUUAUUGUUGGUCCAUACCAAGACAAGCUGUACUACACCUGUAAUGAUGGUUAUAAGCUUUCCACCAAAGGCUGGUGGGGUGAAGCCAGAUGUAUUGGUGGUGUUUGGUCUGGACUCAACCAGUGUAUUGAUAAAAGACUUUGUGGAGAAACUCCUGUGAUUCCUAAUGGGAAAGUAAACCACCAAGUUAAUAGAGGAGCCCAGAGUUCAGAGAUUAUUUGCAAUGAAGGAUACUAUGCUCAGAAUAGGCGCUUAUUUUGUCACAACGGAAAAUGGCUUCUAGCUGGACCUGGAUUAUCAUUUGAAACAAUCUGUGAACCAACCGCUGUUCACUGCAGUCCCCCUCCUAAAAUUCAGAAUGCUGUGGUUUUGUCUUCAUAUCAGAAGGAGUACUUGUCUGACUCUGAAGUAACUUAUCAGUGUCGUGAUAAGUUUAUAAUGGAGGGAGAAGACACAAUUAGAUGCAAUGCUGGCCAGUGGGAGGAGAAAAACAUCACAUGUAUACCAUACUGUGGCAAGCUCAACAAUGAGAAGCAGUCCAUGAACUUCACCUCGGAUAAAGACAAAUAUAUGAAUGGAGAUGUCAUCGAGUAUCAGUGUAUCGUCCCUGAUCCAGAAGCUGAAGGCAAUGCAACAUGUACGGAUGGCAAGUGGAUCAAAACAGUAGAGUGUAAAGUAAAGCCAUGUCCACAUCCUGAUGAAACUCCAAAUGGCAGUUUUCAAAUUACUGAGGGCGAAGACUUUGUCUUUGGAACUGCUAUCCAAUACGUUUGUAAUCAAGGGUAUCAAAUGGUGGGUAAGGACACAUUGAAUUGUUCUCUGGAUGGAUGGACCGGGAAGGCACCAACAUGCAACCUCAUUACUUGUGAAGUUGGUGUUCUGCAUCAUGAUCUCAUUGUAACUGGAAUGCUAUCAGCAAGUGAAACUGUUCCAGUUGGAGAUAAAUUACUGUUUGACUGCAGCAGCGAGUUUCAACUGGACGGAUCUAAAGAAACAGAGUGUUUACCAACUGGACAGUGGAGUGCGCCCUUCCCAACCUGCUCCGAGAAAUGCAAAGUUUCAGGAUUAGCAGCCAACGUAGUCGUCACCCCACGUUUAUCAGGCCAAACUCUAACAAAAGGACAAAAGUUAACAUUCAGUUGCAGUCAACGUGGACAAUUUAUUCAAGGGAAUGCAACAGUUGAAUGUUUGGCAAAUGGACAGUGGAGUGAUUCCUUUCCAACAUGUGGAGCUCCUGUGGGUUGUGGGAAACCUCCACCUCUUGCAGAUGGAGACACCAAAGAAACUGUUGGCUUUCUGUACAGACAUAAUGCAAAGGUUGAAUACAUCUGUCAGAAUGUUUACCGUAUGGAGGGUGGGCCGUUCAAGAUCUGCAAAAAUGGUGAAUGGACUGGACAGAUGAGAUGCCUCAAGCCCUGCACUGUGGAUAAAGAUGUCAUGAGAAGACACAAUAUUACGUUCACAUAUAGUUCUGAAGAAAAGCUGUACGCACCCCAUAAUGAUGUAAUCCACUUCUCAUGUAUCUAUGGAACAAGACGUGUCGACAGAGUGGGAAUGCGUCAGAAGUGUAUUGAUGCAUGUUCAAAGCUCCCUGAUGUUCCACAUGCUCACGUGUCAGAAGAAACCAAAAAAGCUGAGUACCAGGAAGGAGACGUGAUACAUUUCACCUGUGAAUCUGGUUAUAUAUCAGACCACACUUCAAAAUAUGUCUGCACAGGGGCAGGCUGGCUAGUAGUCCGUCGGGGAAUGUGCUACUCAUGUUCAGUGCUCCCAGAUGUUCCUCACGCCCAGGUGACAGAUGAAACCAGAAAAGCUGAGUAUCAAGAAGGAGACGUGAUACAUUUGACUUGUGAACCUGGUUAUACGUCAGAUCUGACCAUCAAAUAUGUUUGUGCGAGUGAGGGCUGGCUGGCAGUCCGCCAGGGACUAUGUUACUACCCUUGUCAAGUUGGCAAGAUGCAUCCUCGUCUCUUUGUAGCUGGAUUACCACCAACAAAUGAAACAAUAAAAACUGGACAUAAAUUACAGUUCCAGUGCAGCAAUGACUUGACACUAGAGGGGUCUGAAGAAACUGAGUGUUUAGGAACUGGACAGUGGAGUGCCCCCUUCCCAACAUGCUCUGAGAAAUGUAAAGUUUCAGGAUUAGCAGCCAACGUAGUCGUCACCCCACGUUUAUCAGGCCAAAGUCUAACAAAAGGACAAAAGUUAACAUUUAGUUGCAGUCAACCUGGACAAUUUAUUCAAGGGAAUGCAACGGUUGAAUGUUUGGCAAAUGGACAGUGGAGUGAUUCCUUUCCAACAUGUGGAGUCAUUACUUGUGAAGUUGGUGUUCUGCAUCAUGAUCUCAUUGUAACUGGAAUACUAUCAGCAAGUGAAACUGUUCCAGCUGGAGAUAAAUUACUGUUUGACUGCAGCAGUGAGUUUCAACUGGACGGAUCUAAAGAAACAGAGUGUUUACCAACUGGACAGUGGAGUGCGCCCUUCCCAACCUGCUCCGAGAAAUGUAAAGUUUCAGGAUUAGCAGCCAACGUAGUCGUCACCCCACGUUUAUCAGGCCGAACUCUAACAAAAGGACAAAAGUUAACAUUUAGUUGCAGUCAACGUGGACAAUUUAUUCAAGGGAAUGCAACGGUUGAAUGUUUGGCAAAUGGACAGUGGAGUGAUUCCUUUCCAACAUGUGGAGCUCCUGCGAAUUGUGGGAUACCUCCACCCCUUCCAGAUGGAGACACCAAGGAAACUGUUGACUUUCUGUACAGACAUAAUGCAAAGGUUGAAUACAUCUGUCAGAAUGUUUACCGUAUGGAGGGUGGGCCGUUCAAGAUCUGCAAAAAUGGUGAAUGGAUUGGACAGAUGAGAUGCCUCAAGCCCUGCACUAUGGAUAAAGAUGUCAUGAGAAGACACAAUAUUAGGUUUGCAUAUAGUUAUGAAGAAAAGCUGUACGCACCCCAUAAUGAUGUAAUCCACUUCUCAUGUAUCUAUGGAACAAGACCUGUCGACAGAGUGGGAAUGCGUCAGAAGUGUAUUGAUGGUGUGAUGAACUUCCCCACCUGCGUGUGAAGUUUUUUAAUCAGCUGGAUGUGAUAAAUCAGAGCACACAAGCAUGAUGACAUCCAACAUCAAGAGUAAGAGCAGUUAUGUAUUUUACUUCUGUGUGCUCAUUUUAAUAAAAGUAUAUAUACACCCUCA
Messenger RNA from Amphiprion ocellaris (clown anemonefish), 4656 nucleotides. It is a transcript of the gene cfh, whose product is annotated as complement factor H. The transcript is spliced from 27 exons. The coding region runs from base 73 to 4527 and encodes 1484 amino acids. Lineage: Eukaryota; Metazoa; Chordata; Actinopteri; Pomacentridae. The record is from RefSeq and is a predicted model, not a curated record.